AUGGAACCUGCCACCAGCCGUGCUCGCACUGACGAAGAAACUGUCGAAGUUACUUUGGAGCAAUUUAUGUCCAACUACCAUGCUGCUAGCUCUCUUGAAAGCAUUUCUCAGGCUGCUUUGAACCAUUUGCUGGUGAAAACGUUUGUCCGUGGACAUGUCAACGGCCAACCCCAACCCGUAGGUCUCUCUUCGUUCAUUGUCAAUUCGCAGCCCGAGUUCCUUUUCGACGUCGACUCUUUUGUGUACGUCUGCGACUGGGCCCAGCCACAUCAUAACAUUCCUUUCACCUUCGCGAAUUUCGAUGUGUAUUUUCGACCAAACUUUAAUUAUUCCGUUAAGAAGAACUUAGGCCUUGCCUGCUACUACAAUGAUGCCCCUUUUGGUUCCGGCAAGCUAAGUGCUUGCCCGAAUGUUAACUUGGCCUGUUGCGGAGGUUUCUUUGUCAAUGCCUGUUUUCCUGCCUUGCGUCAGUACUAUUGCGGUACCGCCAAUCGUUCCGUAAUUGUAGGCGCUAACGGUGGCUAUGUCCUCAAUUAUAAGUCUGGUAUUAGAUCCGGUUAA
Messenger RNA from Mucor mucedo, 561 nucleotides. RefSeq lists its product as uncharacterized. The transcript has 3 exons. Lineage: Eukaryota; Fungi; Mucoromycota; Mucoromycetes; Mucorales; Mucoraceae. The record is from RefSeq and is a predicted model, not a curated record. The coding region runs from base 1 to 561 and encodes 186 amino acids.